Messenger RNA from Periophthalmus magnuspinnatus, 3132 nucleotides. It is a transcript of the gene ubash3ba, whose product is annotated as ubiquitin associated and SH3 domain containing Ba. The record is from RefSeq and is a predicted model, not a curated record. Gene Ontology annotation, molecular function: protein binding. Lineage: Eukaryota; Metazoa; Chordata; Actinopteri; Gobiiformes; Gobiidae. The transcript is spliced from 14 exons. The coding region runs from base 397 to 2328 and encodes 643 amino acids.
GGAGGGCGCAGCGCUGGAGAGCUGAAGCCUUUUUCAGGCUGAAGCUGCGCCUGACACAGACUCGACUCCAUUCAUAAAUAAGACAACACGUAGAAGGGAAUGACAAGCACAUCUCGGCUCUCAGCGGCUCAGAGCCGAGCAGGACCUCAGCAUGUUCAGCUCGAGAGGGAGCUGAGAGGGGCUGAGCGGACUCUGACGGUCCAUGGCUGAGCCCCUGUGUUCAGGAGGCAGCUCUCUCCAAGUGUCGGGGCACAGCUGGGUUUGGUGUUUCUUUGCUCUUCCGCCUAAUACGACUCACUCUGGGUAAACAGCUUCCGCUUCCAUCCAUUUUCAGUGGGCUAAAUGAGCGCACAGCAGAGCAGCCGAGGACCUGACAUACCGAUGGAGCUGUGAGUUAUGGCAGCCAAAGAAGAAGACCUGUAUGCCAAAGUGACCCCGAGGAGGCAGCGCCAGAGCCGGCCCAGCACCAUCAAACACGGCUCUACUCUGGACGUGCUGCUGUCCAUGGGCUUCCCCAGGACCCGGGCAUUAAAAGCCCUGGUCUCAACGGGAGGGAAAAAUGUGCAGGCUGCUUGUGACUGGCUCUUCUCUCAUCUGGAUGACCCGUUCCUGGACGACCCUCUGCCCCGAGAGUAUGUGCUGUACCUCCGCCCCAGCGGUCCUCUGCUGCAGCAGCUCUCUCAGUUUUGGCAGCAGUCACGAGUGACCUGUGGAAAGAAUAAAGCUCACAACAUCUUCCCCCACAUCACUCUCUGCCAGUUCUUUAUGUGUCCAGAUGCAAAGGUGGAGGCCCUGGUGGAUGCCCUGCAGAGCACUGUGACUAAAUGGAAGGGGCGGAUCCCUGUACCUCUGCCUCUCGAGCUCUAUACCUCCUCUACAUUUAUCGGCCUUUUUGUGGAGGAGCAGGUUGCGGAGGUAUUGAAAAGCUUUGCAUCUGAUUUUGCCACAGAAGCAGCAGCCAAAGCAGAUGUUCAUAUUGAACCACAUAAAAAACAACUUCAUGUCACAUUGGCGUAUCACUUUCAAACAAACCAUCUGCCUGUCUUAGAGAAGCUAGCCAAAGAGGUCGAUGCAUCUUCAGGCUGUGACUGGUUAGCGGUGCUCUUCUCUAGGGACAUUAGGUUUGCUAAUCAUGAGACUCUUCAGGUCAUGUACCCCUACAUGCCUCAGAAUGAUGAUGAGUUGGAGCUAGCCCCCGGAGACUUCAUCUUCAUGUCUCCAGUGGAGCAGAGCACUGCCAGUGAAGGCUGGGUCUAUGGCACGUCCCUGAGCACAGGGCUCUCUGGUCUCCUGCCUGAAAACUAUGUGAGCCGUGCUGAUGAGUCUGACACCUGGGUUGUCCAUGGUUCUCACUCCAUCCACAACUGUGCCUCUCCGCUGACCUCUGGUAGGAAUGUGGGAGGAUUAUUAUUUGAUGGACAGCUUAAUGACAGUCUGCUAGACACCAUCAUCGAUACUCCCAGCCUAUCUGGCCUCUGUCCUCCAAUGCAGGUGUCAAGGUCGACCCUACAUUCUUGCCCCUCAAAGAGGAGGUUGUUUGUGUGUCGUCAUGGUGAGAGGAUGGAUGUGGUGUUCGGAAAGCACUGGAUUACACAGUGUUUUGACUCUAAAGGUCGUUAUAUUCGUUCAAAUCUCAACAUGCCACCCAGUUUGCCAUCCCGAAGUGGAGGUCACAAAGACUAUGACAAAGAUUGCCCAAUCACUGUGUUUGGCUCAACACAGGCUCGACUUGUGGGUGAAGCCCUAUUGGAAAGCAACACAGUCAUAGACUUUGUUUACAGCUCCCCUUCUCUGCGCUGCAUUCAGACUGCUCAGCACAUUCUAAAGGGUCUCCAACAGGAUGGGAAGAUCAAAAUUCGAGUGGAGCCAGGAUUGUUUGAAUGGACCAAGUGGGUUUCGGGAACAUGUUUACCCUCCUGGAUCCCUCCAUCUGAACUGGCUGUUGCUAAUCUAAGUUUGGAUACAACAUACAGACCUCAUUUUCCAGUUAGCAAGUUGACUGCAUCAGAAUCCUAUGACACGUACAUCAGCCGGAGCUUCCAAGUGACCCGUGAGAUACUGUCUGAGUGCAAAAACCUUGGGAACACAGUCCUGAUUGUCGCCCAUGCUUCAUCCCUUGAGGCUUGCACUCGCCAAAUGCAAGGACUAAGCGCUCAAAACUCCAAAGAUUUUGUUCAAGUUGUUCGAAAGAUUCCUUACUUGGGCUUUUGUGCUUGUGAAGAGUUGGGAGACACGGGCGUGUGGCAGCUGGUGGACCCACCCAUUUUGCCUCUGACACAUGGACCUAAUCACAGCUUCAACUGGAGGGAAAUGCUGAUGCAGGAGUGAUGGCUUUGCCAUUUGGAUCAGCUGCUGAAAUUGCAACACAAAUUCCUAUAAUGUUUUUCGGACUACCUAAAACAAGAGAGGCAAAAAGACUCCAAACAACUGCGGCAACUGAAUGAAGACACUGCUCAGGAACAAUGUUGUAUAGCUGAAGUGGAGCAAGUAGCAGGGAUUAGCUACAGAGUUGGUGGACUUGUUUUUUAUUUCAUUUAGAGUGCAUGGCUCCAAAAACUAUUUUAAAAACAGGGUAUUUAUCUAAGAUAUUUGAAACUCUCUCUUUUUUUUACACAAUAAAAUAAAGUCUAACUGCAAUUUUCUGUUGCCCUGCCUUGCACUGUGACAUACAAAUUAAAUUUGGAAACCAUAUUGACAGCUACAUUCCUCUUGGAAAAUGGCACAAAAUAUUGACAAUCCAGUUGUAGGCCUAUAGGAGGACCAACCUUCAUUGUUUCCGAUAGUUAUGUAAAUGUCAUAUCAACCUAAAAAAUUCUCCUUUUCACACAUUUAUUUAUACCCAUGUUAUCAUCACGCUUUGACUAUUGUCACUAUAAAACAUUGACAUCCUGAGACAAGAUUAAUAACAUGUUAUGAUUUUGAAUGCAUUAUAUUUUGUACAUGUUUACUUAUUGCAAUUCCAAAAUGAAGAACAUUGUAUUUAUGAUUUUAACAACAAAUAAAGUAUUGUAAGAAAUAUAGGACAAACACAACAUAUCGGAACUAGCUGAAGUUACUAUGUGGCUAAGUAUUGUAUUUGAUUUAAAAAUGCCGUUUGUUUUGCAAGAAAAUAAACAAAGGCACAUUUGAAUG